AUGGAUAUCGAGUCCCAAAUAAAAACCCUCAUGGAGAUGGGGUUUCCCCGAGACCAGGCGGUUAAAGCCCUUAAAGUUACGGGUCACGAUGCCAACAAGGCAAUUGCGUAUCUCUUUGGAGAGUUUGAAGAGCCCCAGGGCAAUGGCACUGAGAAUGCACCCAUAGAAAUUGAUGAUCCACCAGUGCAGGGUCCAAAUCUACCUCCUGAGCCACAGUCACAUCAACAUCAAGAGCAAUUUGACACCGUGGAUGUGAAAGUCCCAGAUGGCUUACCUGAUUACUUGGGCCAAUUUGUGGACCUGGGAACUUCAUCAUUGGCGCAGGCUUCCUCCAGGGGCGAUGAGUUUCAACCGCCUCCAAUUCCACUGGCACCACGUCCACAGGUGGCUGAUUUCACGCGGAAUCUGACGGAGUUCAUUGAAGUUGAAGGACGCUCGGAGCCCCUGAGUUACAGGAACUACAGCAGCAACAGUAGCAGCGACGAUGAAGGUGAUGGCAGGCCCGAUUACCGUGGAAACGUUGCCUUGUCAGAUUCCUCUUCCAAUAUGAGUGAGUGCUCAAUUCCAAAUGUCAAGACUGAGGGCCAUUUGGUGCCAGUUUUGAGAAAGAAGAUCUGGGGGUACCGCUACUGGGUCUCUGUUCUCUCGAUCUUGAGCCGAAGUAAGCAUUUCAGUGAGGUUGUGAUGCUGGUUCCUGAAGAGACGGUCACUCCAUUUAUUGAGGAGCUACAAAAGAUCGUUGACUUUGUUCAGAACUUCAAGAGGUAUAAAGAAUGGUAUAUGCUAGUGGACGGCUUGCUAAGGGCCACCGGGCCCAACGUUCCCCAGGAGGACGUCUCACCUGGCGAAGAGGCCAUCAAUAAUAUCUAUAAAGAGCUCACUGACGCGAUACCUGAUUUAAAGUCAGUGUUGGCCUCGCUUGUUGAAAGCGUUGAGGAGAAUAUUAGUAACGAGAUUCCAGUUUUGGAAGUGGACCCCGACAUCAGAAAGCAGACCUUGUAUCAGACUUUGAAUGGUCAGUUUUGGGAGCAGAACUUCACCAAUUUGGGCGUAGUGAAGUACAAUCGUAUUUCUCCAGUUGUCACUAUCCAUUUGAUCAAUGAAGACGACUAUAACCUGCAGCCCUUCUUCGUGGACGAAUACUUCUACCCUGAAAUAUACUCCGACAAAGCCUUGAAAGAAGUUCAAAGGCAUGUUUCGCUUCUACGAGAAGUUGAACAUGAGCGCCGUGCAUUGUCGCGGAGCUUGAUAGACUUGAACUUUUUCGAAGGUAAGCGGUUGGGAAACCUUUUACGUCAGGCAACUGAGGUGCUCAAGUCUGAGAAUGGAGAAGCUGGCGCAGAUCUUGAGCAACUCACAAACCUGGUCAACGAGCUUCGAGAGCGUACGGUCGAGAGGCAAACUCAAGCCAACAAAACCUCGGAACAGAAUCAAUUUUCUCAUUUCAGAGAUGUCAUUCGUGCACUCCCCAACUUGAACCGCUAUCGCUUGCAGGGUAUCAUCAUGAAUGAUGAAUGGUAUUACGUUCGCCAAAGGGACGUGUGGGUGAAGAUGGAUGUCUGUGAACUUGUUGAUUUUGAGCUCGUCAUCUCAGAUGUCAGGAAUUGCACCAUGCGUGGCUCUCAGCCAGUCACACUCUUGUACGUGAAUGCUGAAGGCGAGCCUGCCUGGACAGACUCAGAGGAAGGUCUGUCGGAUAAUGAUCUCAUAAUGUUAAGCGAUGAAGAAACAAAAAGCUCGAAAGAAGUUGAGUUGAAUGGGGAUGAAGCUGGCCAAGAAUACACAAAUGAAGAGGACACAAAUGACGAUGGAGGUGAAGUAAAGAAGGAGGAUGAAGAAAUAGAGAUUGUUUAA
Molecule: messenger RNA, 1854 nt
Organism: Candidozyma auris
Lineage: Eukaryota; Fungi; Ascomycota; Pichiomycetes; Serinales; Metschnikowiaceae
Exons: 1
Coding region: 1-1854 (617 amino acids)
Biological process (GO): protein deubiquitination
Cellular component (GO): nucleus; cytosol
Molecular function (GO): protein binding
Source: RefSeq, a predicted model, not a curated record